AGCCCGGUGCGCGCGGCGCUGGUGACCAGGAAGCAGAAGCGCGCCGGGCAGCCGCGGGGCGGGCGCGCUCUCUGAGCCCCCCUGCCCCACGCCGGCCCCCCUCCCGCCCCGGCUCCAGGGGGUCGGGGCGGCCACGGAGCCGAGCGGGAGUCGGCCGGGCUGCCGCUAAGCCGCUUAGGGCCGGGGCUGGCAUGAUCGUCCCCGGCUGCGGCGGGGAGGCUGAGGAGCCGGCGGGGCGUCCCUGAGCGGGAGGGGGAGCCGCGCUCCCCAGGGCGGGAAGAUGGGGAACUGCCUCAAGUCCCCCACCUCGGAUGACAUCUCGCUGCUCCACGAAUCCCAAUCGGACAGAGCCAGCUACGGGGACGGCGCCGAGCCGGAUCAGGAGCCGCCGCCGCCAUAUCAGGAGCAGGUCCCUGUUCCUGUUUACCACCCAACUCCUAGCCAGACUAGGCUAGCAACACAGCUGACAGAAGAGGAACAAAUCAGAAUAGCGCAGAGGAUAGGCCUUAUUCAGCAUCUACCUAAAGGAGUCUAUGAUCCUGGAAGAGACGGCUCCGAGAAGAAGAUCAGAGAAUGUGUCAUUUGUAUGAUGGACUUUGUUUAUGGGGACCCUAUCCGAUUUCUGCCGUGCAUGCACAUUUACCACCUGGACUGUAUAGAUGACUGGUUGAUGAGAUCCUUUACUUGUCCAUCCUGCAUGGAACCAGUGGAUGCAGCACUGCUUUCAUCAUACGAGACUAACUGAGCCAGGGUUUCUCCACUGAACCUUCGAGGAGACCAUCCACUUUAAUGGGUUUGAUCCUUUUGUCAUUCAGCCCAAAGAGCCAAGAAUUAGGAAUUAAGAUCAUGCACAAAGUAUACAUUUCCUAAUAAAUAAAUAAACAAAUAAAAAUAUUCCUGAAUGGCUGCAAACAUUGGGGAAAACAUAGUAUUUUAGAGACUAUAGAAAACGUAGGUUGUUAUUUUUAAUGUAAAGCCUUGACCCACCAUUGUCUUUUAAUGUUUGUUCUUACACCCAUAUAUAGGAAUUGUGUAAAGUGUUAACAGCAACUGUAAAUGUUUAAACUGCGUGUAUCCAAUUUUAUUAGCAGCAAGAUAAGAGUAUUUUUUUUCCUAAAUAAAGUAACCAGUUUUAUUCUGAUUCUUUUCACAAGUCCUGGCAUUUGGGUCAAGGCUUUAUUGAAAUCUACAUUUUAUAACACUGGCACAAAGAAAUAGUUUUAAGCUUGUUUGCACAGUUCUUUUUCUUUUUUUUUUUUUCCAUUGGAGAUGGAAUUCAUUGCCUUAGGUCUUUUUAAUAGUGUAUUGUUAUUGUUGGGCUGGCUCUAUGCUUGAAAACCAGUUUAUUUAUAACCUGUUAAAAGUGCUAUAUUUUGUUUGCAGUUAGGAAUAUGCAGACUUCAAAGUGAUCUCCUAGCUUGUAAGCAAACUGAGAUGCAUUAUCCCUUUUCUACAAGUCACGUGGAGUAUGAAGAUAGGAAACAAAUCCUACACUGAAAUUAUGAUUUCAUGUUUUUUUAUAACUUGCUUCAGUUUUGAUGAAACAACAGCCUUUAAACUUUGUCACCUUUAACUUGAUCGGGUUAAAAGUGGGCCAAAUGGACCAUAAAUAGCUAAACUACCAAUAUGGAAAAUAACAAAAAAUUGGAACUAAUGUAGUGUUAGCAUUGAUCACGUAUUCUAAUUUUCCCUCCCUAGAAAUGGUUGUCUUGGAUCAUAGUAAAUGGAUACUGCAUCUCUCAGUCUUGUAGUUCUUAGGUUAUCAGAAGUUAAGAAUAAACAUACUGUAUCUCA
Cuculus canorus (common cuckoo) is the source of this 1794-nucleotide messenger RNA. RefSeq names its product ring finger protein 11 (gene RNF11). The coding region runs from base 281 to 745 and encodes 154 amino acids. The transcript has 3 exons. The record is from RefSeq and is a predicted model, not a curated record. NCBI's taxonomy places the organism in Eukaryota, Metazoa, Chordata, Aves, Cuculiformes, Cuculidae.